Eutrema salsugineum is the source of this 338-nucleotide messenger RNA. RefSeq lists its product as uncharacterized. The coding region runs from base 78 to 338 and encodes 86 amino acids. The transcript is spliced from 2 exons. NCBI's taxonomy places the organism in Eukaryota, Viridiplantae, Streptophyta, Magnoliopsida, Brassicales, Brassicaceae. The record is from RefSeq and is a predicted model, not a curated record.
CAGUCAAUCAUAAGAUAAAAAGAAGAAGAGAAAACAAAGUUUGAUUAUCUAAGAAGAAGAAGAAGAAGAAGAAGAAAAUGGGAAAAUGGAGUGCGAUAGUAAUGAUAAUGAUGAUGGUGAUUGUUGCGACGGUAACAGCAGAUCCACCAAAACAAAGAAAAGAUUGGAUUAUAUGUUUUCGACAGUGUUCAAAGCCUUGCAAAACUCACGACGGUGAUUGCUUUGAACGCUGUAAAAUCAAAUGCGGUGGCCCUAACCCUCCCCAUGGUCCCCCUCACUCCCUGGCUCGAAUUUCACAUGGGGUGGCAUCGGUGGAAGCUGGCGGAAGGAAAACAUGA